Messenger RNA from Trichoderma aggressivum f. europaeum, 1809 nucleotides. RefSeq names its product CAZyme family AA7. NCBI's taxonomy places the organism in Eukaryota, Fungi, Ascomycota, Sordariomycetes, Hypocreales, Hypocreaceae. The transcript is spliced from 4 exons. The record is from RefSeq and is a predicted model, not a curated record. The coding region runs from base 1 to 1809 and encodes 602 amino acids. Gene Ontology annotation, molecular function: oxidoreductase activity; FAD binding.
AUGGGUAAGAUGGCCGGUACUCUUCAGAAAGCACUUCCACUGCUUGGGCUUGCAGCUAGUGCCACGGCUGCUUCCACUUCAAACAUCUUUUCUGUCCCAGAUUCCGCUUGGAAGUCACUCAAUGACAGUGUCUCUGGUCGGUUGCAUCUCGCCUCACCUGCGGGACUGCCCUGCUUUACCAGUUAUGAGAAUGCAUGGGGGCUUGACGCAAAUGCGCCCAACGCAGCACAAUGCCAGAUUGUAGAAUCUGGGCUGUCGACGUCGCUGGAUAUCAUCUCGAGAUUUGGAGGUUACCAUAACCCAACUUUCAGCACUUGCAUGAGGCGCGGCCAGAGAUGCACCCUGACCGCAACCGGAGGCAUUCGCAACGAUACCUGCUUUCAAGGAACUGUCCCCGACUACUAUGUAGAUGCUCGGUCAGUUGAAGACAUCCAAAAGAGUCUAGUGUUUGCACAGCAGUACAAACUUCCCGUCACUGUCAAGAACACUGGCCACGAUUACAAGGGCGGAAGCGCAGGCGUCAACACGUUUGCCAUCUGGACGCACAACUUGGCCCCUGACCCGGUGAUUACUGAAAACUUCACCCCCGACGGGUGUCCCAGCCCCGUCGGACCCGUCGUGACAUAUCACGCCGGCCAAAUCGGCACCCACUUGUACAACAGCCUUCAGGGAACCGGUUAUAUGUCCGUUGCUGGUUCAUGUCCCUCUGUCGGACCUUCUGGGGGAUGGAUUGCUGGCGGUGGCCACGGCAUCUUCGCGCCGUCGUUUGGUCUCGGUGUGGAUAAUGCCCAGCAGAUAAAAGUUGUACUUCCCAACGGAACAUUCGUAACAGCCAACCGAUGCCAGAACCAAGACAUCUUCUUUGCUCUCCGUGGCGGCGGUGGAGGUACUUUUGGCGUGGUGACAGAAACUACCACCAAGCUUCACCCAGACCAAGAGUUCUCUUAUGUGUUUUUGCAAAUGCCCGUACCGGACGCUCGCGCAGCCAACGAACUUUUGGUUGCAAACGCCGAGAGGUGGUCUGACGAGGGUUGGGGAGGUCUCUACGGAGUGAGGGGCAUCGUUGCUGGCAGCAACAUUUUAUUCCUCGGCUACAAUGCCAACCUCAAUCUCGACGAGGCCAAGGCUUCUCUAAAGCCAGUGACGGACUUUCUUGCAUCCUUGCCGGGCAGUGGGAACCUGACUAGCAUCUUCAAGACCCUGCCGAAUCAGUUCAGUGCGCAGAACGACCCCGUAUUGCUCUCGAUUCUCUCGCCUGAGGCUGGAGUUUCUUUGACUCGAUCAUCCAGAUUGGUACCCAAGAAGAACUUCCAAACCGCGGAUGGGCAAAAGGCGAUUGUCGACGCCCUCAUGGCUAACAAGUUUGGCUGGGGAGCAGUCAUUGCAUCGCCAACCAACUAUACCUUGGCCGAGUCAGACCAGCCCGGCGGCCCGGGCGAGGCUUCGGUGUCACCAGCAUGGAGAGAUUCCGUGUGGCACUUGACUUAUGGAACGAACUGGAAUCCAGCGGAUCCUGUCGCCACAAGCCCUGAAGCUCUCGCGACCAGGUUUCGGGAGAUUAGCGAGGCAAUGGACCCCAUGCGUGCCAUUACGCCUGGGGCCGGCGCGUAUCAGAAUGAGGCUGAUGUUUAUGAGCCGGAUCCCAUCGGAUCGUUCUGGGGGGAGAAGAACUAUGCCCGCCUCCUGGCCAUUAAGAAACAGCUCGACCCGGAUAACUUGCUGUCGUGCUGGAACUGCAUUGGGUGGAACGUGAAUGAUGAACGACACGAGUGCUAUCUCAAUGUGCGAGGCAUUGGGCCAUCAAACUAA